Molecule: messenger RNA, 1271 nt
Organism: Carassius auratus (goldfish)
Lineage: Eukaryota; Metazoa; Chordata; Actinopteri; Cypriniformes; Cyprinidae
Product: H-2 class I histocompatibility antigen, Q10 alpha chain-like
Exons: 5
Coding region: 117-1070 (317 amino acids)
Biological process (GO): immune response
Cellular component (GO): external side of plasma membrane
Source: RefSeq, a predicted model, not a curated record
AUAUUCAUCCGCUAUUUUUUGACAGCAGACUGUUUCUGUGUUCGGUUGUUGCGCAGUUGUAUUCAGACUUCAGUAAAUAUCAGGGUAGUUUACAGAUAAUUAAAAUCUUUCCAGCCAUGGACACGACUAUCCCGACCGCGAGUUUUGCUCUGCUUUGUGUUUUUCUUCUCUGUGAGCCCUCACUUCAAACAGAGAAACACUCCCUGUAUUACAUUUACACAGCGCUGUCUAAACCUGUCGAGCGGCCGGGCAUCUAUCAGUUCACUGCUAUGGGUCUGCUAGAUGACAGAGAGAUCGACUAUUACAAUAGCAUCGAUCAGAGAAAGAUUCCCAAACAGGACUGGAUGAAGGAAAAAAUGCAGGAGGAUUACUGGGAGAAAGGCACCCAGUCCAGAAAGAGCAAAGAACAGUGGUUUAAUGUGAACGUCGACAUUCUGAUGAAACGCAUGAGACACAAUGAGUCUGAUGUUCAUGUUCUUCAGUGCAGAGUUGGUUGUGAAAUUGAGAAACAGGGAGAUGAAGUGAGGUUUUCCAGAGGCAUUUUUGAGUUCAGCUAUGAUGGAGAUAACUUCCUGUCUUUUGAUGAUAAGGAGUCUCAGUGGGUCACUCCUGUUGAUGCAGCUCUACCAACCAAGAGAAAGUGGGAUGAUGUGCCCAUCCUAAACCAGUACACCAAGGGCUACCUGGAGAAAGAGUGUGUGGACUGGCUUAACAAAUUCAGAGACUAUGGAGAUGAGGAGCUCAAAAAGGGCUCUCCUCCAGAUGUUCAUGUGUUGGCAAAAAGGUGCACCAGAGACAAAACCAAAGUCAAACUCACCUGUUUUGCCACUGGCCUCUACCUCAAAGAUGUGAUGCUGCUAAUUAGGAAAUAUCGCUCACCCCUGCCUGAAGAGGAGAUUGUAUCCUCAGGAGUCAGACCAAACCAUGAUGGAACCUACCAGCUGAAGAAGAGUGUGUUUAUCCAGGAGGAUGAAGAUGCAGAAUAUGAUUGUUUUGUGUUUCACAGAGCCCUCAAAGAGCCAAUUAUCACCAAAUGGGAAGUUCAGUCAGUCUACUGUUUGAGUACUUGAAUUACUCCGGGAUAUUGGUUUGUUUGAACUCAGAGGGAGUAUCAGCCACAUUAAAAAAGUGAACAGCAAUUCGAUUUGGCGAACUGUUUACAUCUAAUGAUUCGUUCGCGAACCGGAUAUGACAAACUGCUUUGUUUUGAACUCUCUCACAACAGACACGGAAAAGAAGACAAUGCUGAAUAAAGUUUUAGUUUUUGCUAU